CUAGAGCUCAGAAGUAACGCGGUUAUUACAUGUCGACAUGUCACUCCUCCGGGUAUGUGCCUUUGCAAAACGUCUGAGUCGUCGCAGUUUAUUUGAUAAGUGUGCCGCGCGCGCGUCUCUGGCGGACCGCUGUCAGCUGCGCGUGCCGACGAGAGACGGCGCGGUGAGGCGAAUAUCAGAGACACACUUGCAGCUUCAAAGGAGAAAUGUUUCAUUUGUGAUCCCCAAGAGAGACGAUGCUAAGAAACGCGGACUGGAGCAGUCUCAGCUGUUAGACGUGCUUGAGGCCAGGAUCCAGCAACUCCGAUCCGACAUCGUUUUAGAUGUCCGUCACGCAAAGGUGAAAUUUCUCAAAGCCCCCUCUUUGGGACGAGGGGUUUUAUCUGGUCAGGGUCCCAAGGGCGCCGCCCCGAAGGAGAAAACUGACGUUCCUAAAUCCGGAAAGACUCUCAAAGCGCCGUCUAAAUCUCAACCCAGCCGCUGGAUGGAAAAACUGACUCAGGAGAAGGAAAACAAACUCACAAAACAGCAGCACCUCCGUCAGAAAAUACAGAAGAAUGUCAAGGAGAAGCCUACCGACAAACUUAAAGGGAGCAAAAGCGGCUCGGCGCUCCCGGGUACUUCACACAAAACUAUAUCCAAGACCGCUCCCUCGAUUAAGAACAGGGGUCGCGGGAAAUUGUCUGAUGAGAUUCGGGCCGCAGUCACUACGAUAGAGGCGGCGGCGGUGGCGGGGACGGCCGCCGCGACACGUAAAGAAUCUAAAGGGAAACAGAAGGGCUCUAAAAAGACGGUUGCCGGUAAAAAGGGCCAGGAGCAGUCCGUCAUCGAUGCCCGGGUCACGGCCGAAGAGCAGGCCAAGGUGGAGGAGCUGGAGAGGAGGCUCAGUCAACAGGUGAGCCGGUGGACGUCGUCGAGCAACCCGCUGCUGCUCCUCCAGGAGGACGUGGAGGCGGCCGCGUGCGGCGACAUCCAGCUGAGCAUUCGCUCUUACCUGGAGGCGUGCGUGUUCGCCGGGGACGUGGAGAGGGCGCAGCGCUUCCUGCUAAGUCAGCACAGAGUCAUGAGUCGACGGAAACACCUGAACACGGGCGUCUACAACAUCAUGAUGAGGGUGUGGGCCAAGAAGGGCACGUUAAAUCAGAUCGGCCGCAUAUUUAGUCUGUUAGAAGAGGCUAGUCUGAAGCCGAAUCUGGGAUCCUACUGCACUGCCCUGGAGUGUAUGGGCCGCAAUCCCAACUGCUCCCCAAAUGUCAUCACAAGGUGCCUGAGCCAGAUGAAGGAGUAUGGCCUCUCUGUGGACGACCUGUUCAGCCGGUGUGUGUUCCGGCAGGACGAGCGGGACAUGGUGCUGAAGGCCGUGCACGUCGUCCAGCCCGACUACCGGCCCCGCCUCAAAGCGGAGGCGACUCCGUGGUCCUCAUCGCUGGUCCACGACUUCUACACACAGAGGUCAGACCACCAGUACCCCAAACUGGACUUCACCCAGGAGGAGCUUCAGGAGCGUUUCAAUCUUCAGCUCAGCAUGGAACAGGCCUGCACUGCCACCAUCAACUCUGUGGAGGCUGCCAAGCCCGUAACUGAACACAUGGCGAGAAUGAGGGAGCUGCUGGCGGAUCAGCGGGCAAAGUGGCAGAAGAUCCUCCUCCAGGCCCUGAGGGAGAGUAAGAUGAUCCUGUCUAACACCAACUCCAAGGACUACCGGCUUAACCUUUAUCCCUACCUCUGUGUGCUGGGGGAUAAAGAGUACGUCGACAUCAUGAUACAGAGCGUCGCCAACCUGCCUCCCAGCGGAGAGUCACUGAAGAUCUUGGCCAGAGAGCUGGGCAACCGGGUCUACACCAAGUACUCUGUGCGGCAGAAGCACCAAAGCCAGAUGGUGGAAAAGUUGCGCAACAUUUACAACUCUUACACAGACCUGCUGGCCAAAGACACAAAGGAGUACAGCGUCCUGCCCAGCGAGCAUUGGUGCAAGCUCGAGCUGGACCAGACCUCAGGACCCUCGCUGCAGGGAGGAGAGACCCACUGGCCGUACAUCGUGUCCCUGGAGCUGGGCACCUACAUGGUGGAGUUGAUGGUCAAGAACCUCAAAAUCAACAGCGACACCCUGAACUCUGCUUUCGAGAGAAAGUCCAUCCCCAUCCUGUACCACAUGUACACCUUCCGCAGCACACGACAGGUCGGCUUCAUCAAACCCCACCCCAUCCUGACUCAGAUGCAGCAGGACGCCAUGGAGACCGAGUUGACCUUUGACUCCUUCGUGAUACCGAUGCUUUGCCCUCCCGUGCCCUGGACGUCUGUCAAGUUCGGAGCCUACCUGCUGACGCCGACCAAGCUGAUGCGCACGGUGGAAGGGGCCACGCAGCACGAGGUGUUGUUGGAGAAGUGCCAGAACCUCCUGCCGGUCCUGGACUCUCUCAACCAGCUGGGCAACUGUGCCUGGCGUGUCAACAAACCCUUAUUGGACAUUAUCAUCUCCAUCUUCAACGAUCGGGGCUGCGACAAGCUAGACAUCCCUCCUCCUCUGUCGGAGGCCCCCAAAAUACCCCACUUCACCGCCCACGAUCCCGCUUACACGGCCUCUGAGAAAGCCCACAUGAAGAGGGAGGUGAUCAACGCCAAGAAGAAAUGCAACGAGAUGCACAGCCUUCGCAUGGACGCGCUGUAUAAACUCUCCAUUGCCAACCACAUGCGGGAUGAGAUCUUCUGGUUCCCUCACAACAUGGACUUCCGGGGACGUACCUACCCCUGUCCUCCGUACUUCAAUCACCUGGGCAGUGAUGUCACGCGGGCUGUCCUUUUGUUCGCCGAGGGGAAGCCCCUCGGUCCGAAGGGGCUGGACUGGCUGAAGAUCCACUUGGUCAAUCUGACGGGGCUGAAGAAGAGGAGCUCCCUAGAGGGACGGCUGGAGUACGCCAAUGCGAUCAUGGAGGACGUCUUGGACUCGGCAGACGACCCUCUCGACGGUAAGAAGUGGUGGACGAAUGCAGAUGAGCCUUGGCAGGCUCUGGCCUGCUGCAUGGAGAUCGCCAACGCCGUGAGAUCUCCCGAUCCAACGCGGUUCAUCUCCCAUUUUCCCGUCCACCAGGACGGCUCCUGUAAUGGCCUCCAGCACUACGCUGCCCUCGGAAGAGAUGUUAUUGGGGCCACGUCCGUCAACCUCCUGCCCUGUGACGAGCCCCAGGACGUGUACAGCGGAGUAGCGCAGCAGGUGGAGGAGUUCCGAGCGCGGGACGCACAGAGCGGCAUGAAGAUCGCCCAGGUCCUGGAGGGCUACAUCAGCAGGAAGGUGGUGAAGCAGACCGUGAUGACGGUCGUGUACGGGGUCACGCGCUUCGGGGGACGCCUCCAGAUCGAGAAGCGGCUCAAGGAGAUUGACGAGUUCCCGAAGGAGCACGUGUGGGAUGCGUCUCAUUACCUGGUGCGUAUGGUGUUCAGUGGCCUCAAGGAGAUGUUCACAGGGACCAGAGAGAUCCAGGCAGAGAGGAGUCUGGCAGCAAAUAGAAACGCCACCCACCGCCGCUGUGUGUCCUCUGGGCGAUGUGUCGGCACGGCCCAGUCUGAGAUGAAGAAUCCCCUUCCCCAUCAUACCUUGGAUUGGCUGACGGAGAGCGCCAGGCUCAUCUCCAAGUCGGGCCACACCGUGCAGUGGGUGACGCCGCUGGGUUUACCCAUCAUUCAGCCCUACCACCGCACACGCAACCAAGUGCUGAAGAGUACCAUGCAACACAUCAACCUCCAGAUCAGCCACGACGCCAGAGAGAGGCCGGACACGGUUAAACAGAAGAACGCCUUCCCACCAAACUUCAUUCACUCUCUGGACUCCACCCACAUGAUGCUGACGGCUCUCCACUGCUACAGUGCCGGCCUGACGUUCGUCUCGGUCCACGACUGCUUUUGGACCCACGCCCUCACUGUGGACACCAUGAACAAGGUCUGUCGGGAGCAGUUCGUGGCGCUGCACAGCCAGCCGAUCCUCCAGGAGCUGUCCAACUACCUGCUGCAGAAAUACUGCACCGGGUUCCCGACUGAAGCCAAGACCAAGAAGUACCAGGAGUACAGGAGGCUGAUGCUGCUGCUGGCCAAAGUGCCCCAGACAGGUGAUUUUGAUCUCCGGCGGGUGAAGGAGUCCACUUAUUUCUUCAGCUGAGAGGCUCACGAGGUCCGAGCCAGCGGAGGGAGAUGAGUGGAAUUGACAAGAGUGCAGCGGGGGAGGGAUACUGCAGGGCCCGCGGGUCUCAGGCUGGCUUCGUCUCCCUCGGACGUCGGGAUCAUUGA
Molecule: messenger RNA, 4278 nt
Organism: Cyclopterus lumpus (lumpfish)
Lineage: Eukaryota; Metazoa; Chordata; Actinopteri; Perciformes; Cyclopteridae
Gene: polrmt
Product: polymerase (RNA) mitochondrial (DNA directed)
Exons: 22
Coding region: 38-4150 (1370 amino acids)
Biological process (GO): mitochondrial transcription
Cellular component (GO): mitochondrial DNA-directed RNA polymerase complex
Molecular function (GO): protein binding; mitochondrial promoter sequence-specific DNA binding; DNA-directed RNA polymerase activity
Source: RefSeq, a predicted model, not a curated record